Messenger RNA from Bicyclus anynana (squinting bush brown), 1154 nucleotides. RefSeq names its product telomere length and silencing protein 1 homolog. Gene Ontology annotation, biological process: mRNA splicing, via spliceosome. NCBI's taxonomy places the organism in Eukaryota, Metazoa, Arthropoda, Insecta, Lepidoptera, Nymphalidae. The transcript has 2 exons. Bases 82 to 984 code for a protein of 300 amino acids. The record is from RefSeq and is a predicted model, not a curated record. Gene Ontology annotation, cellular component: spliceosomal complex.
UCUAUAGUGAUCUGUGGUGCAACUGCAUUUGCAACGUGGACGGUCGGACUCGGUUAGCGGAGUUUUAGAAAAUAAGAAAAAAUGGAUAACGAUAGUGAAAAUGAGAUAAAAUUUAAGCCCAAAAAGAAGAAAAAUCUUCGCCAAAGAGUUAAAAUUGAAGAUGAAGAAUCAGAGGACGAGGAAAUCAUUUUGGCUAGAUUGGAAGAAGCCAAGGAGAUCCAGAAACUUCGAGAAAGGCCGAACGGUAUUAGCGUGGUUGCAUUAGCCACUGGUCAAAAGACUUCUUUAGUAGAAGAAGGCGCAUGUAAGGACCCAUUUAAUGUUAAAUCUGGGGGCAUGGUGAAUAUGCAGGCAUUGAAAAGUGGGAAAGUGAAACAAGUGGACGACGCGUACGACACUGGCAUUGGCACGCAAUUUUCUGCCGAGACGAACAAACGCGAUGAAGAUGAAGAAAUGAUGAAAUACAUAGAAGAACAGUUAUCAAAACGGAAAGAGGGACAUGACUUGAACAAAAAGGAUUGUGAUGACAGUGACACACUCAAAUAUUUUCCGCCUGAGGAAGCUGCUUUACUUUCACUGCCUGAACACUUGCGAGUGUCUUCUACCCACAGAUCUGAGGAGAUGCUUUCAAAUCAAAUGCUCAGUGGGAUACCGGAGGUGGAUCUUGGCAUAGACGCUAAAAUUAAGAACAUUGAGGCUACAGAGGAGGCAAAAAUGAAGUUAUUAUGGGAGAGGCAUAAUAAGAAGGAUGGACCUUCACAGUUUGUGCCAACUAAUAUGGCGGUAAACUUUGUACAACAUAAUAGAUUCAAUUUAGACACUGUUAAUUCCAAAAAAAGAAAAGUUGAAAAACCAGAAGUAGCGAAGACUGAAGCCAACGUAAUUGAUGAUAGUGUAAAUAAAAUUGUCAAAAAAGCUAAAGGUGAACGAGCUACGGACGACUAUCACUAUGAAAAGUUUAGGAAACAGUUUAGGCGGUACUAAUAGUUUUGUUGAACUGUCUUCUAAAUUCUGGUAUUUUAAUAGCUAAUUUAAUAAGUAUAAUAAUUUAAUUUUGAAUUGUGAUUACAUUUUGGUAUUAUUUUUUUUUUUAGUUAGUAUAAAAAGUAGUGAUAAGAUAGUUGUUUAAUUUAUUAUAUGUAUUAAGAUGGUUA